Messenger RNA from Cryphonectria parasitica EP155, 1413 nucleotides. RefSeq names its product NAD(P)-binding protein. Bases 106 to 1413 code for a protein of 435 amino acids. NCBI's taxonomy places the organism in Eukaryota, Fungi, Ascomycota, Sordariomycetes, Diaporthales, Cryphonectriaceae. The transcript has a single exon. The record is from RefSeq and is a predicted model, not a curated record.
CUCUUUACGUCCUCGCCAUUGCCGCAUCACCUACCUCUCCCACGACAUGCUGCCAUAAAGUAGCCUCCAUACCCCGCUCCCCACAAGCGAACUAGCUCCAUCACAAUGCCGAUUCCAUUCCUCAUCAACGUCUUCUACCAGGGCUGGCCCGAACAUUUCCCUAGUCCCUUGAAGGUCCUGGCUACGACGUCCGCGGUCGGCAGCCUGGCCUUGCUCAAGCGCUACUGCAAUGGCGCCUUGAACUCCGCCGACCGCAACAUGCACGGGCGCGUCGUGCUCAUGACAGGCGGGACCUCAGGCAUCGGCGCCGAGGUCGCCAGGGAACUCGCGGGCCGCGGCGCCCAGCUCGUCCUGCUCACACGUCUGCCGGCCUCGGACCCUUUCCUUGUUGAGUACAUCGACGACCUGCGCGCCCGCACGGGGAACCAGAUGAUCUACACGGAACAGGUCGACCUGACGGACCUGCUGAGCGUGCGGCAGUUCGCGACGAAGUGGAUCGACAACGCCCCGCCGCGGCGGCUGGACAUGAUUAUACUGUGCGCGGCGACGCUGACACCGCCCGGCAAGAGCAGGAUAGUGACCAAGGACGGGGUCGAGGAGACGUGGAUGGUCAAUUACCUGGCCAACUUCCACCUGCUAGGCAUCCUGAGCCCAGCCAUCAAAGCACAGCCGUUCGACCGGGACGUGCGUAUCAUCUUCUCCACGUGCUCGAGCUACAUCCGGUCGCCGCUGCUGGAGGACGCCAAGGUUCACGCGACCAAUAAGAAGGAGUGGGCGCCAGGACGUGCCUAUGCCAGCAGCAAGCUGGCCCUCAUGACGUUCGCGCAGGCCUUCCAAAAACACCUGGACUCGUACAAGCGGCCCGACGAGCUGCCCAUGAACGCCAAGGUGAUCAUGGUGGACCCGGGCUUCUCGAAGACGCCUGGGAUGAGGAGAUGGCUGACGCGGGGCUCUCUGUGGGGGCUGUUGGUCUACCUGCUGUCCUACGCCCUCAUGUGGAUGUUCUUGAAGCCGCCACUGAUGGCGGCCCAGUCGAUCCUCUUUGCGGCCUUCGACGGCAGCAUCAUACGGGACCCUGGCGGCAAGCUGAUCAAGGAGUGCAUCGAGGUCGACCUGGCGAGGAAGGACGUCAAGGACGAGGAGGCUGCCAAGAAGCUGUGGCUAUCGAGCGACAAGCUCAUUGAAACCACAGAGAAGCAAGCGGCAUUGCGGAAGGCUGAGGAGAAGAAGAGGCGGGAGGAGGCAGAGAACCAAGAAAAGACGGAACAAGAAAAGAAACAGAGGGCAGAGGAGAUUGAAGCACUAGUCAACACGAUCAAGAAGGGUAAGGCGAAGGAGAAGGAGGAGGCUGCCAAGAAGAAGAAAGGGAAGGACAAGAAGACUGGCCAGUCUGGGAAGAAGGCUGCCUCAUAG